AUGGCCUCGCCCAGCCCCGCCCUCCAGCGUCUGAACCAGACCCUCCACAUUCUCGACCCCGCCUCGCGCCCCCAGGGUCUGCAGCUCUCUCUGGUCCACGGCCCCGUCGACCCUCCUCUGCUUAACUUCACCAUUGGCGAGCUUCUCGACUUCCAGGCCGACAAGUAUGGCGACAGAGAAGCUCUCGUCGUGUCCUGGACCGGCACCCGCUGGACGUAUGCCGAGCUGAAGGAGCAGAGCACCCGCCUGGCCCGCGGCCUGCUCGCCAUGGGCAUCAAGCCCGGAGACCGGAUUGCCAUCAUGGCUGGCAACUGCGAGGAAUACGUCGCCGUUUUCUUUGCCGCAGCAAGGGUUGGCGCCAUCUUGGUUGUGCUGAACAACACUUACACGGCCACCGAAGCUACUUACGCCCUGAACCAUACCGAGUGCAAGCUUCUGUUUAUCCAGUCGAGGAUUGGACGUUACGACAAUGGCAACCUCGUCGAGCAAUUAAGAUCAGCGGAUUCGCGCCUGAAGACCCUGCCGUCUUUAGCGCAUGUUGUCGCUCUGCGCGAGCAGAUCCCUGAGUUUACCAGUUACGACAAGAUGAUCAACCUCGGCGACGUUAUUUCGCCCUACUACCUGUACCGCGUCAGCACUGGUCUUAAUACCCACGAUGUGUGCAACUUGCAAUUCACCAGCGGCUCUACCGGAAACCCCAAGGCGGCAAUGCUCACUCACCACAACAUUGUGAAUAACUCGAGGUUCAUUGGAGACCGCAUGGCAUUCACUUCCGAGGAUGUGCUUGCGUGCCCGCCGCCGCUCUUCCACUGCUUCGGGCUGGUACUUGGACUUAUGGCGUGCGUGACGCACGGUAGCAAGAUCGUCCUUCCGGGAGAAGUUUUCGAUGCAGAGGCGACACUGCGUGCCAUUUCUGACGAACAGUGCACCGCUCUGCAUGGUGUUCCUGCCAUGUUCGACUCGAUUCUUUCACUUCCGCGUCCGGCGGGAUUUGACUGCACCAAGCUGAGGACUGGCAUCAUCGCGGGCGCGCCGGUGCCCCGUCACCUCAUGGAAGGCAUCUUGGUUGAGCUGGGAAUGACCGAAUACACGAGUAGCUACGGCCUCACUGAAGCCUCGCCUACUUGCUUCAACGCGCACACGUACGACACGGUGGACCGCCGGUUGACCACUGUCGGCACGGUUCUGCCUCACGCCCACUCGAAGAUUGUGGACCGUGACGGCCGAAUUCUGCCGGUUGGCCAGCGUGGUGAGCUGUGCAUGGCCGGCUAUCAGCUGCAGCGCGGCUACUGGAACAACCCAGAGAAGACGGACGAGUGCAUGAUCCGCGACGAGCAGGGUAUCCUGUGGCUGCAUACCGGCGAUGAGGCCGUCUUCGACGAGAACGGCUACUGCACAAUCACCGGCAGAUUCAAGGAUAUUAUCAUCAGGGGCGGCGAGAACAUUUACCCUCUCGAGAUCGAAGAGAGGCUAGUGGCUCACCCGUCGAUCGACCGCGCCAUCGUGGUGGGCCUGCGGCACACCAAGUACGGCGAGGUGGUCGGCGCCUUCCUGCAGCGCGUGGCCGGCCAGGAGCGGCUGUCGGACGACGAGGUGCGCGAGUGGACGCGCCAGCGGCUGGGCCGCCACAAGGCGCCCGCGCACAUCUUCUGGCUGGGCGAGGACGGCGUCGAUGCCAACGUGCCCAUGACUGGCAGCGGCAAGAUCAAGAAGUACGAGCUCAGGAAGCUGGGAGACGAGCUUGUCGCCGCCAAGGGCGGUGAGUUGGUUGUUUGA
This is a messenger RNA of Lasiodiplodia theobromae, 1776 nucleotides long. RefSeq names its product Long-chain-fatty-acid- ligase. Gene Ontology annotation, molecular function: medium-chain fatty acid-CoA ligase activity. Bases 1 to 1776 code for a protein of 591 amino acids. Gene Ontology annotation, biological process: fatty acid metabolic process. The record is from RefSeq and is a predicted model, not a curated record. The transcript is spliced from 5 exons. Lineage: Eukaryota; Fungi; Ascomycota; Dothideomycetes; Botryosphaeriales; Botryosphaeriaceae.